AUGAGAAAUCAGACCAUUGUGAAUCAAUUCUUUCUCUCCGGACUGUCUGACCUUCCCGCUCUUCAGGUCCCUCUCUUUCUCUUCUUCCUUUUCAUCUUCCUUCUGACAUUUUUCUGGAAUUUGCUGGUCAUUAUCCUCAUCGUCACUGACUCUCGCCUCCAUGUUCCUAUGUAUUUCUUCCUUGGGAACCUGGCCAGUUUGGACCUCUGUUAUUCUACAUUAACUGUCCCACGAAUGUUAUUUGACCUUCACACCAACAGCAGAAAGAUUACUUUAACAGCUUGUAUAACUCAAGUCUUCUUUUUUUUUCUCUUUGCCACUGCUGAAUUUUUACUGUUGGCUGUCAUGUCCUAUGAUCGAUAUACCGCCAUAUGCAAACCAUUACACUACACACAGAUCAUGAACUGGAAAGUGUGUUUACAGCUCGCCUCCAUUGUAUGGUUGCUUGCAUGUACUAAUGCUUUAAUUCACACACUGUGUGGGUUAAAUUUAACAUUUUGUGGAUCAGAUAUUAUAGAAAGUUUCUUCUGUGACCUUCCCCAGUUGCUUCAGAUCUCCUGCAGUGAUGUCUACAUCAACAUUCUUCUCAUCUUUGUCAUGGGUGGCAUCCUUGCAGUUUUCCCUCUAACACUGAUCAUCCUGUCCUAUGUCUCUAUAUUCAAAACUGUCCUGAAAAUGAAAGUUAAAGGUAAAAUGAGUAAAGUUUUCUCUACGUGUACCUCUCACCUGACAGUGGUCUUCAUAUUUUAUUGUUCUUCUAUAUUUAAUUAUUUUCGGCCAAACCCUAACCAACAUUUUGCUCAUGACAAAGUGGCAUCUGUCUUUUAUGCAGUGAUUCUUCCUCUCAUCAAUCCUCUUAUUUACAGUCUAAGGAACCAGGAUUUCAGAACAUCAUUUCACAAAGUUUUUAGGAAGAUUGUCUCCACUAUAAAUCGUGAAUUCAUCUAAAAUAAAUCUUCAUUUGUAGAUAUUAGCAAGACACAGAAGUAUAUUAUUUUGAUCCGUGUCCAUAAUUCGGAAAAGCUGUUUACUUUGAAAUGUACCCCUAGGAAAAAUGUUUUUUAUUUUCCUAAAAAAACUCUUUCUAGAAGCUGCAGUAGAUUACAGGCGAUCCCCUACUUGCAAACACCCGACUUACAAACGACUCCUACUUACAAACUGAGGGAGACAACAGGAAGUGAGAGGAAAUC
Rana temporaria (common frog) is the source of this 1190-nucleotide messenger RNA. RefSeq names its product olfactory receptor 5B12-like. Gene Ontology annotation, cellular component: membrane. The transcript has a single exon. Bases 1 to 948 code for a protein of 315 amino acids. Lineage: Eukaryota; Metazoa; Chordata; Amphibia; Anura; Ranidae. Gene Ontology annotation, molecular function: G protein-coupled receptor activity; olfactory receptor activity. Gene Ontology annotation, biological process: G protein-coupled receptor signaling pathway. The record is from RefSeq and is a predicted model, not a curated record.